This is a messenger RNA of Eruca vesicaria subsp. sativa (arugula), 735 nucleotides long. The record is from the annotation of a GenBank genome assembly. NCBI's taxonomy places the organism in Eukaryota, Viridiplantae, Streptophyta, Magnoliopsida, Brassicales, Brassicaceae.
AUGGUGCUACCGUUGAUGAAACUGGGGACGCUUCUGGUGAAAACGAUAAGUAAGCCAUUGGCGAGUCAGCUCAAGCACCAAGCCAAGGUUUAUCCUAGGUUUCGCCAAUCCACCAUCAACUUCGCUCAGGGUUUUGAUGUUUCAACUAGCUCUGUUCUUAAUUCCAUAUUGAACAUUAUAGGAUCACCAUACUGUUGGAACGAACUCAUCACUCUCAGUUCCAAAUAUCGUGACUUGACUGCUCACUCGCAACUUGCCAUCACGGUAUGGGAUGUUUCGUGUGGAAAAGCUGAGGGACUCAUUGGUGGUGCCACAAUCCUUCUCUUUAAUAGCAAGGUGCAAAUGAAAUCAGGAAAGCAAAAGCUUAGACUCUGGCAAGGGAAGGAAGCGGAUGGUUCAUUUUCUACCUCUACUCUUGGAAAGCGCGGAGUAAAAUAUUUGCAUAUUGAUAUCAUCAUUCGGUUGAGUGGGGAUGCGUCAACCCAGAAUGGUUCUUCAUUCAAGCUGGUUCCUGCUCAAAAAAUAGAACCACUCACCGUCUCUGAACUCAACCAAUACACUCUGACAUCUGAGUCUCAGAAGCUCCAGCGUGAGAUAUCUUCUUUCACAUGCCUCUUCUGUGAUAAGCCCGACGCUGUGUGUGCCUCAAGUAACAAUCCUCUUCCUAAGUAUCGUGUGGAGCUGUCUGUUUCCGAGAAUACUGAUGAUGUUGUUCCUGUGACUUUUGAUCUUUAG